Messenger RNA from Beta vulgaris subsp. vulgaris (sugar beet), 1140 nucleotides. RefSeq names its product L-ornithine N5-acetyltransferase NATA1. The coding region runs from base 176 to 892 and encodes 238 amino acids. The record is from RefSeq and is a predicted model, not a curated record. NCBI's taxonomy places the organism in Eukaryota, Viridiplantae, Streptophyta, Magnoliopsida, Caryophyllales, Amaranthaceae. The transcript has a single exon. Gene Ontology annotation, molecular function: N-acetyltransferase activity.
UCCUCUUUACUAGAAUGAUAUUAUAAAUAGGAACAUACAUUCUCAAUUCUCCACACACAAAACACAAUAACUUUACUAUAAACCUUCUUCGUGUUUCUUUCACCCUUUAUUUUUCCUUUCCACUAGGUCACUCAUCCAAAAAAAUAUUCCCUACAAUCGUUGUAAAUCUCAACUAAUGGCGCCUGUACUGCCUGCAUACAACCUAAAACCAAAAACAGCUCUCCCUGCAGAAGAGAAAAAGCAGCAAUCUGAUCAUUCCAAUCACAUCUUGUAUGUCCGAGUUCGACUCGCAACCGAUGAAUCAGAUGUUCCCUUCAUUCAUGGACUCAUACAUAAAAUGGCAGCUUUUUACCAUCUGAGUGACGAAUGUGAAGCAACAAAGCCUGCUCUUUCUUCCACCCUUUUUAACUCCAAAACUCCUUUCGAACCCUUCAAAACUGUCACUGUUUUCCUCGUUGAAGUCUCAUCUACUCCUUUCGCACCGAAUCAUCCCUCAACUCAACACUUCAACCAUAUCGAAACCACUCUACACCUUCCUCACCCCAUCAAUGACCCAGAAAUGGAGCUUUUUCGCACCGAAGAAGGAACAAUCAUUGCAGGUUUUGUGAUCUUCUUCCCUAGCUACUCCACAUUUUUGUCGAAACCCGCGUUUCAUGUGGAGGAUUUGUUCGUGAGGGAAGGCUAUCGAGGUAAAGGUUUUGGAGGAAUGCUGAUGAAGGCGGUUGCUAGUCAAGCUGUGAAGAUGGGGUAUGCUAGAAUGGAGUGGACUGUUACAACUUGGAAUGUGGCUUCUCAUACAUUUUAUGAGAAAUUGGGAGCUCAUAUUUUGCAAGAUUGGCGGAUUUUCAGACUUGCUGAUGAUGCCCUCUUAUCCUAUGGUCGAUCAGAUUAAGUAAUCAGUAUUGGGAUUGAAAGUUACGAUAUGGGACAAGUAUUUCAAGGUCAUCUAUCGAAUUUGUGCAUGUUUCAAUUCAAUAAUGCUAUUUAUGAUUUAUCUCGCUGUUCAUUAGUAGUUCAAUACUCCACCUUAUGUGUGUCUUGACAAUUUUAUGUUUAAGUCAUCCCAUGCAAAGUUUUACGCAAGGUUGCUUAUUAUUGCCUAAAGUAAUAAAAGUUGUCAUGGAUCUUUAUGAUUUUGCU